UAAGCUGCGCAGAGACCCGGCCUCCAUGAUCCAAACGUACCCACCGAUCGAACUAGAUCACCAGCGACCAACCAACCACAGCAAUGGCGCUCAAGGGCACAACCAAGUUCGCCGCGGAGUGCUCCUCAUCGUCGUCGCUGUUCGCGAAACAGCAACCUCCUCCGUCGCCGCUGACGGACCUGGAGGUGACCGUGCUGUCCGCGGAGGAGGUCGUCCUCGGGGGCACCGUGCGGCGCAAGCCGCUGGACCGGGGCGCGUACGUCGUGGUGCACACGGACACGGCGGCGGCGCGCACCCGCGCCAACGACGAGGACGGCCACUGCAACGGGUACCCCUACUGGGGCGAGGCGUUGCGCGUGACGGUCUCCGAUCGGGCGACGGCGAUCGACGUGGAGAUCUACCGCCGGAAGAGCGACGGCCGCGCCGAGUCGGUGGCUGCUACGCGCGUGCCCGUCGCCGACUUCAGCGUCGGCCCGCCGGGCCACCUGCAUUGCCUCAGCUACCGGCUCUACGACAGCGGGUCGAGGAUGGGGACCCGCAACGGCGUCAUCAACAUCAGAGUCAAGAGGCUCAGCGGUGCGGCGCCAACGAAAGAGCUCGGGAAAGGCGGCAAGACCGUGGAUGAUGCGGCGAGUGGGAGUGAUGGUUCCUGCUGUGGUGGUGUCGCCAAGGAGGGGAAGGUGCCUUCGGCGGCGGUGGCAGGGGUGGCGGCGGCACCCGCCGGCGUGGUGAUGGGGUUCCCCGUCGGGUUCAAUGCUGCUGGGCAGCCCAAUGGCAAGGGAUCAGCGUAGAGUACGUAGUAAAACCAAUGUGGUUCAGAAUUUGAUCCUGCAAUGUAAAUGGUGAUAUUUGUGCGACUAGUAGUUGCGAGGAUGUUGGCUUAAAUUCGAGCAAUCCGUAUUUUAAAGAAUGAAAUCAUUGUUUCAAAAGGAUGCACUCUAGCUAUUUGAUCAUGCAAUGCAAUGUAUAAUUAUGAUAUAUAUUUGGCUA
Molecule: messenger RNA, 990 nt
Organism: Lolium perenne
Lineage: Eukaryota; Viridiplantae; Streptophyta; Magnoliopsida; Poales; Poaceae
Source: RefSeq, a predicted model, not a curated record